Molecule: messenger RNA, 3474 nt
Organism: Phyllostomus discolor (pale spear-nosed bat)
Lineage: Eukaryota; Metazoa; Chordata; Mammalia; Chiroptera; Phyllostomidae
Gene: ASPNAT
Product: N-acetyltransferase 8 like
Exons: 3
Coding region: 863-1738 (291 amino acids)
Cellular component (GO): mitochondrial membrane
Molecular function (GO): L-aspartate N-acetyltransferase activity
Source: RefSeq, a predicted model, not a curated record
GGUCCUGCGGGCCCUCGCACCUCCCUCCCCGCUGCCCGCAACGAGUGUCUCUUGUUUGAGCGAGGGGCGCAGCGCUGGGCGACGCGGACAUCCGACCACGCUCCGGUCGCAUCCCCGCGCCCCCAGCCCGCGCGGCCCCGGGUGCACGUUCCCAGGGGCGCCGGGCCGGGGAAGCCGGGGUGCCCCCUCCUAGGACCCCGCGGGGCGCCGCGUUCAGACAAUGGGGAGGGAGGUGGAGGUGGUUUCGUGACUGCGCCCGGCGGCUGAAGAGGAAGAGGAGGACGCGGUGCUGAGAGAUCCGGAGGCCGGGUCCCAAGUCCCGGCGCUCCCAGGCCCGCGCGGAGCGGCGGCGGCGCGGGGACGCAGGGCCCCGGCGGGAGGCGUCCAGCCCGGAGCCACACGCAGCGACCCCUCCGGGCCCGGAACCCCGGCUGCGCGCUCAUUCGUCGCCCGCCUCCCCCGGCCGCCCGCGCCGCCCCCGCCCGGGCACAUCCCCGCUGACUGCCCGCGCCCGGCCGCGCCGCAGCGCCCAAGUGUGCCAUCGGGCGGGCGCGGAGGCGGCGUCUGCUCCCACCCCCAGAUCACAUGGUGACCCUCGGCAGCCAAUGCAGUGGACGCUAGGACCCUGCGGGACCCCGGGCGCCGCGACUGCACCGGCGCCGCUGCAUUAUAAAUACUUCUCCAAAAUGCGGCGCAGCUCCCAGCGCGCGCCCCGGCCGCCCGCCGCCUCCGCCCCGCGCUCCUGAGCCGCCACCGCUGCCGUCGCCGCGGGUCCGAGGGCGCCGCGCCCUUGCCCUGGGCCGGGGCUGUGCCGGCCCGCAGCCCGGCCCGCCUCCCCGCGCUGCGCCUCCCGGCCGGGUGCAUGCAUUGUGAGCCUCCCGACAUGGUCUGCGAGACGAAGAUCGUGGCCGCCGAGGACCAUGAGGCGCUACCGGGGGCCAAGAAGGACGCGCUGCUCGCCGCUGCCGGCGCCAUGUGGCCCCCGCUGCCCGCCGCGCCCCCACCCGAGCCCCAGCCCCUGGGCGGUGCGGAGGACGCGGGUCCGCCGGAGGGGCGCGGCGUGUACAUCCGCGAGUUCCGCGCGGCCGAGCAGGAGGUGGCGCGCCGCAUCUUCUACGACGGCAUCAUGGAGCGCAUCCCCAACACGGCCUUCCGCGGCCUGCGGCAGCACCCGCGCACGCAGCUGCUCUACGCCCUGCUGGCCGCGCUGUGCUUCGCCCUCUCCCGCUCGCUGCUGCUGACCGCCCUGGUGACGCUGGCGCUGCUGGGGCUGCGCUACUACUACAGCCGCAAGGUGGUCCUGGCCUACCUGGACUGCGCCCUGCACACCGACAUGGCCGACAUCGAGCAGUACUACAUGAAGCCCCCCGGCUCCUGCUUCUGGGUGGCGGUGCUGGAUGGCAACGUGGUGGGCAUCGUGGCGGCGCGGGCCCACGAGGCGGACAACACCGUGGAGCUCCUGCGCAUGUCCGUGGACUCGCGCUUCCGCGGCAAGGGCAUCGCCAAGGCGCUGGGCCGCAAGGUGCUGGAGUUCGCGCUGGUGCACGACUACUCGGCGGUCGUGCUGGGCACCACCGCCGUCAAGGUGGCCGCCCACAAGCUCUACGAGUCGCUGGGCUUCAGACACAUGGGCUCCAGUGACCACUACGUGCUGCCCGGCAUGACCCUCUCGCUGGCCGAGCGCCUCUUCUUCCAGGUCCGCUACCACCGCUACCGCCUGCAGCUGCGCGAGGAGUGACCGCCGCCCGCCGCCCGCCCGCCGCCCCGUCCACCUGCGCCCACCCGCCCGCCGCCCGGGCCGCUUUCAGACGCUCGCCCCGGCGCACCUGCCGGGUUCUCCCGUUCUCAACCUCCCGCGGUUCUCUGGCUGGUUCUGGGGGCGGGGCCGCCGCUCGUCCCUGACUCUCCGGGGGGCGGGGCCUCCGCUGCUGGGCCCCGCCCUCCCCAGCCUGCGGGCCCCGCCCUGAGGAGUGCCGGCGCCGACCACCACGCACCUGCCCACACGGGGGCCCCGCUCUAGCUUCCGGGGCUCCCUGCCCGAGGCCGUCCAGGCGGGCCCGGCCUGGCCCGCCAGAGCACAGAACCUCUGCAGGGGAGCCCUGCCCGGCAGACGCCUGGCCACCAGCCAGGCUCCGGCUCAGCCUUCGCUCCCCGGGAGGCGUGGCCUGCCGGGCUGGCCGGCCGCGGCCCCAAGGGCCCCUUCGCUGUGUGCAUGCUGAGCACGUGGCCUGGCUGCAGCAUGCUGCAUGCCCGCGGCGCCCGCCUUGCCGCCCUGCCCACGGGGCCCAGACUGGAGAGCGCCCCUGCCCAGCCCUGAGCCAGCCCCCCGGCCCCCUGCUCUCGCGGGGGCCAGCCCCACCGGCCCCUUGCUGCACCCAGUUCAGCUUUGCUUUGACACCCAAUCACCUUCUUUCCUUUCGGCCCCUGCCCCUCCCCUGCCUGGGCUUUGCUGAUUGGAGCCAUCACCCAGGUGUGGUUCCCAUAGCAACCCACGGCACAGCCUCGGUCAAGGCCCUUCAGGAGAGCGGGUCGGCAGGCUCUCCCCCAGCGCCAGCUACCACCCGGCGGCCGCUCCCGCCUGCCCGGGACCUCCCCGCCUCACAGCCCACGGGCUCUGCCCUGUGAAUCUUACGAACCGAGGCCGCUGCCACCGCCACCGAGCCCACAGCUUCUCCCGGCCUGGAACCGACCUAUUUUUUAAUAAGUUACUUAGACAGAAUAGCACUCUGCAUGUCUUUAAUUCUCGGGACAAAACGGUAGUUCAUACCUUCACACGCGAGCACGCACACGCACCCGUGUGUGGUCUGGAACACGCACUGUUUCUGGCCCAGUGUGGUGGGGGUGGGUGGGGGGGGGUUGAAGUCCGGAAUCUGGAGGGAGACCCUGAUGUAGCAUCGUUUUCCUGGUCUGUGGGAGGCUGUGGGCGGCCCCACCCAGCCCCGACCGACGUGCCGCAGCCUCCUGGCGGGGCCGGUGGCCUCGCCGCCCACCGUGGCUGGGGGCCGCCUGCACACCCGGCCGUGGAGAGUGCAGGCUGCCGGGGCUGUCGGGCGCGGGGGGCCCGGACGGGGACAGGCCGGUGGUGGCUGGCGGUGGCUGGAUGCCCUGCUGUGAGCCUGGCCCCGGCCACAGAGACCCCUUUGCUCGGGGGUCUGGAGGAAGGGGGAUUGGCAGGCUGAGGGGGCCACCGGCCCGGGGCCCACGGAGGGGACGUUCGUGAAAGGCCCUUCGGAGAUCAGCGAGCGAGCGGGACGCCCGCUCCUGCGGCGCCUCCUGCGCUGCCGGCGACGCGACAUUUGCAGAACCCUGUACAGACCCCGCUCCCCUGUACAUACCCCUGGUGGCGCCCGGGCCCCGCCCGGGGUGGGAGUUUUGUAGACUGUACAGAAAUCGGCACCCUAUUUUCUUGCAGUUCUCAGAUUUUGUUAACCUGGAUUAUACAGACAGACGUAAAGUGUUUUAGCAAAAUGGAAA